CGUCGCAACGUGCAACAACGCGUGUAAAGUGUUGCUGUCAAAUUCGAGAAACAAGUGUUUAUUUUUUCUCAAAUUUUAUUUUUAACAAUAAAUAUAUGUCUAAUUCCUGUUGAAUAUAUCGCGGAGAAUAAAUACAGUUAUAAACGGUUCUACAUAGAGUUCGCUGAAACUAUUAUCGAAUCAAAAAUUAUUGACAAUCAAAAUGGCUGAUUGUCAGGAAACACAGAAAACUGAUGAUCCCAUGAAGCACUAUGAAUUCGAUGGUCAGUCUUAUAUAUACAAAGAUCCAGCAAGUAAUAUAACAUAUAAGUUUGAUCAAGAGAAGAACGAGUGGGUGGAGAAAAAAGAUGAAGAGAAAAAGGAAAAUGAUUCGAGUGCCAAUGAAGCCAAACCGCAGGAAGGUGUAUUUGGUUUCGAAAAUGAUACUCACACGUACACUGAUCCUAAUGAUGGCAGUGUAUACUUUUGGGAUAAGGAGAAGAAUGCCUGGUUCCCAAAGGUGGAUGAUGAUUUCAUGGCAAGAUAUCAGAUGAGUUAUGGAUUUACCGAUUCAAGCGCGGGAGAAACAAAACCUGCACCAGAGCCUGAAGUUAAAACAAAGGUAGAAAAAGAGAAAAAGAAGGUAGAAGCAAAGAGGAAAGCACAAGAUCCACCGACUUGGUUCGAAGUGGACGAGGCACAUAACACUGCUAUUUAUGUGUCUGGUCUACCAUUAGACAUUACCCUGGACGAACUCACAGAAUUGUUCAACAAAUGUGGUCUUAUCGCUCGAGACGAGAAAGGAAAGGACAAAAUCAAGUUGUACAGGGAUUCAAAUGGACAACCAAAGGGUGAUGCUCUUUGUAUCUACAUAAAGGUCGAAUCGGUGGAUUUGGCAUUAAAGAUCUUGGAUAAGUCGCAAAUCAGGGGUAAAACAUUGUCUGUACAGAGGGCAAAGUUUCAAAUGAAGGGAGACGCGUACGAUCCAGCCUUGAAACCGAAACGGAAAAAAAAGGAUAAGGAACGACAGAAAAAGAUCCACGAAAAAUUGUUUGAUUGGAGACCAGAACGUCCACUGGGUGAGCCAGCGAAACAUGAAAGGGUUGUAAUUAUAAAAAAUCUAUUUUCCCCGGAGGACUUUGAUAAAGAAGUCGCCUUGUUGUUAGAAUACCAGCAGGAUAUCAGAUCAGAGUGCCUGAAAUGCGGCGAUGUCCGGAAAGUUAUUAUUUACGAUAGACAUCCUGAAGGUGUUGCACAGGUGAUAUUCCGAGAACCAGCAGAAGCGCAAGCUUGCGUUCAAUUAUUGAACGGUCGUUGGUUCAGCCAGAGGAAAAUAUCGGCCGAAAUUUGGGAUGGCAAAACGAAAUACAAAUCGUUCAAGACAAUUGAAACGGUCUCAAAUAAAAUACGAAUGAUUGGCAGAGAGGAAGCAAAGAAGAUGGUGACGGUGCUCGUCAAAUCGAUUUGUUUUUUAGGGUUACAGAGACUGAUGCCGAAAUUGAGGCCAGAAUCGCGAAAUGGGACAAAUUUCUGGAAGGCGAGGACGAGAGGAAGGAAGCCGCCGCGAGAAACGAGAAGCAAACCAAUGAAUCGUCGACGAAGGAAAAGUCUGAGACCUUGCAAGAAAAGGAGCUUCCUGAAACGACGUUGAGGACAUCAGCGAAAACGGAAGUGGCCAAAAACGAGGAGCCUCAGAAGAAGGAUGAAAUGUCGUCGAAUUUCGACGAUUCUGAAACGGGUAGAAAUAAGAAGUAGAAUAGAAAGAUAUUUUAAUAAAAUGCAAUUUGGGCGGGAAAAUGUUUCGAAAGAAGUGAAUCGAACUAUCCCUUGAUUUACUUAAGAAUAUUAAAAUUAAGUGUAACAUUACGAUCGCAAUUAGAGAAAAGUACUUUUUCCAAGUUAUGAGGUAAUUGCUUGUAAUUUCUCAUUGUUGAUAUCACUGAGUAUUAUUGUACUAGUUGCGCCGUAAGAUGUUACUGUUAUCUCAAAGAAAUAAAAGAAUAAUUUCCCCUGCA
Molecule: messenger RNA, 1994 nt
Organism: Megachile rotundata (alfalfa leafcutting bee)
Lineage: Eukaryota; Metazoa; Arthropoda; Insecta; Hymenoptera; Megachilidae
Gene: barc
Product: RRM1_TatSF1_like and RRM2_TatSF1_like domain-containing protein barc
Biological process (GO): mRNA splicing, via spliceosome
Cellular component (GO): U2-type spliceosomal complex; U2 snRNP
Molecular function (GO): RNA binding
Source: RefSeq, a predicted model, not a curated record